Fraxinus pennsylvanica is the source of this 1836-nucleotide messenger RNA. Lineage: Eukaryota; Viridiplantae; Streptophyta; Magnoliopsida; Lamiales; Oleaceae. The record is from the annotation of a GenBank genome assembly.
AUGAAUGACAGAUUCAGCAGAAUCAUUAGCUCCAAGAAACCACCUUUAAAUCCUCAAAAUGGGAAGAAGAUGGAAUUGCAGAGAAGCAAAUUACAGUCUGCAGAAAAAACUCCGGGGAAUUGGCGCCGGUCAAUGAGAGAAAGAAAACUGGCCUUAUUACAAGACGUUGAUAAGCUAAGGAAGAAGUUAAGCCAUGAAGAAAAUGUUCAUAGAGCUUUGGAGAGGGCUUUCAAUAGACCAUUAGGAGCUUUACCUCGGCUUCCUCCUUAUCUUCCUCAUAAUACCUUGGAGCUUCUAGCCGAAGUAGCUGUAUUGGAAGAAGAGGUAGUUCGGCUCGAAGAACAGGUCGUAAAUUUUAGACAAGGACUAUAUCAGGAAGCUGUCUACAUAUCCUCCCAAAAAGGUGUGGAGGAUUCACCGUUUUCAUACACUGAGUCAUCAAUUGGAAGUUCUAGACGAAGCCACUCGAGAUCCUUAUCCCAAAGUGAAGUCAAUAUGGCACAACCUUCAGCUUCUCUCGCGAGAAGUGCAUCUACAAGAAGUGCUACAAGAAAACGAUUGCCUUUCGAAACCGUGUCUGAAGUCACAAGGGAUUCCUUUAACAGGGCAUCAAAUGAAAAACUAGCUUCUUGUAAACCAAAUUUGUCCUCGGAAUAUGGAUUAAGAAAUGAGGACCGAUCGUAUCUCAAUUAUUCCAAUGAUAAACUAUCUUCGGAAAAGAGAAGACCUGUAAUAAAUAUCCCGGAAAAGGGACCUGCACUGAAGCCUGAACCAAUAAGAAAAAUUGCAAGUCCAAGGAAAUUACAGUGUAGAAUUGUGGAGCAAGCACGAGAGAGUUCGUCGAGUUCAUCCGAUGACAGAGUGACAGAUACAGAGAGCCCGGCCAACAAAAUCUCAGAGGACAUACUAAAGUGCUUGUCCAGCAUUUUUCUAAGAUUGAACAAACUGAAAGGGAAAACGAUGGAUUCAGAGUCUUUUUCUUCACUAGUAUCUAGAGCAUUUAGUAAAAACAACAUGGAAUCAGAUUUUCGAGAUCCUUAUUGUAUAUCUUCUGAAUUUAAGAAGAGGGACAUCGGCCCUUACAAACAUCUUUGCACGAUUGAAGCUGGUUCAGUUGAUCUGAACCGCAAAACAAAUGCAUCAUUUUUGAUCCAUAGACUAAAACUCCUCCAUGGCAAGCUAGCGUCCAUCAAGUUAGAGGGUUUAACACAUCAACAGAAGCUCGCCUUCUGGAUAAACACCUACAAUUCCUGCAUAAUGAAUGCAUUUUUGGAGCAUGGAAUUCCCGACAAUCCUGAAAUGGUUGUAGCACUAAUGCAAAAGGCAACAAUAACUGUUGGAGGACAUUUGCUAAAUGCAAUUAUGAUUGAGCACUUCAUCUUAAGAUUACCAUUUCAUUUAAAAUAUACAUGCCAAAAAUCUACGAAAAACGACGAAAUGAAGGUUCGUAGCACAUUCGGCUUAGAGUGGUCUGAACCAUUGGUCACAUUUGCACUCUCUUGUGGAAGUUGGUCCUCCCCUGCUGUGAGGGUCUACACUGCAUCUCAUAUUGAAACCGAGUUGGAAAGUGCGAAAAGAGACUAUUUACAAGCAGCAGUUGGGAUUUCAUCAGAAAACAUGUUAAUAAUUCCAAAAUUACUAGACUGGUAUCGACUUGACUUUGCAAAAGACCUGGAUUCAUUGCUUGACUGGGUUUGCCUACAGCUACCGGAUGAACUCAGGAAUCAGGCAGUAAAACGUCUUGAGAGAAGAGGAAAACAGCCUCUUUCUACAUUAGUACAGGUUAUGCCGUAUAAUUUCAGUUUCAGCUACUGGAUGAUUAAGACCACUGUUUGA